Molecule: messenger RNA, 2265 nt
Organism: Metarhizium acridum CQMa 102
Lineage: Eukaryota; Fungi; Ascomycota; Sordariomycetes; Hypocreales; Clavicipitaceae
Source: RefSeq, a predicted model, not a curated record
AUGGAUCAGGAUGUAACCCCGACUGGCCGAAAGCGAUCGAUAGACGACAUUGAAAAUAAUAUAAUACCCGAGACGCUCCCCGUCAAGAGGAGAAAGUUGGUUGAUGCAGCAGCUGGCUCACCCUCGACCCCCAAAGCCCUUACAGCCAUUGCCUCAGCCAUCUCGGGCGUUUUUGGAUCCGGCCGCCAGUCUCAAAAAGAGGUCAAUGGCACCGAACCAUCUUUGACAACUAUUUCAACCGAACCUAAGCCUCUACUCAGCGCCAACAAGAAUGGCCUUUUGCUCAACCCAGCUGCUCCUGCUGCUCCAGCUUUGUCACCAAUGAAACGCCCCGCCAUCAAGAUAGCAGCAUUGAGAGGAACAAUAUGGGACAAUGGCGAUCUUCCCGAAACAAAGAAAUGUACUGUUCCAAAGCGCCCAGCCAAGCAAGCCGGGGUAGGAAAUAGCUAUCAGGGUCCAUUACCGCCCGCGUCUGUUUACCAGCCCAAAGAGGUGAUAGCAUUCGCCCGGAAGCCGGGCUCUACCGCUGGCAACAAAGCACAACAGCCAAAGGGCAUUCUCACACCAACUAAGAAACGAGGCCGACCACGCAAAAACGUCACCUUUAACAGGGGUGCCGAUGGCGAAGUCUUCUUUGAUGAUCUACCCAAGACACCGAGCGCAAGAAAACCAAAAGCCAAAGCACAAAAGGAACAGCAAGAGGAUGACGGAAUUGUCUGCGAGAUAUGUUACAAACCGGACUCAGUAGCGCCAAACGAGAUUAUACUUUGCGAUAAUUGCGAUUUUGCCGUACAUCAGCAAUGCUACGAUAUCGCAGAGAUCCCCGAGGGCGACUGGUUGUGCAAAUCUUGCUCUCAGGAAGAUGUGCUCAAGACCCCAGGCGAGCCCAACCAGGUAGAAGCCAAAAUGAACGAACCUUCAUAUCCGGUCGAGGUGCCCGACAUACCGAACCUGGAUCAGCAUCUGCGAGGGUUUCAGCGUGUGCUCUUGGACCGAUGCUCAGGACGGCGUCGCAUACGGAUGUUCGGACAGGAGGAGCCGUAUGAGAAGGUCAGGCAGCUUGUUGAACAAACUGUUGUGGCGGGAGAGGGCAACUCAAUGUUGGUCAUUGGACCACGUGGCUCUGGCAAGACGACGUUGGUGGAAAACAUCAUAGUUGAUCUAUCAAAGGAACAUGGGCAUGAGUUUCACGUAGUACGGCUUAAUGGAUUCAUCCACACUGAUGACAAGUUGGCCCUGAAGGAAAUCUGGCGACAGCUUGGAAAGGAGAUGGAGGUCGAAGACGACCUACUGAACCGGGCAAACUACGCAGAUACGAUGGCAUCGCUUCUGGCUUUACUCUCGCACCCAUCCGAAAUUAUGGGCACCGACGAAAACCUUACGUCUCAAUCGGUGGUAUUCAUCAUUGACGAGUUUGACAUGUUUGCGUCCCAUCCCAGACAGACCCUAUUGUAUAAUCUUUACGACAUUGCACAAUCUCGCAAGGCCCCGAUUGCCGUCCUGGGUUGCACCACUCGUAUUGGUGUAGUGGAUAUGCUUGAGAAGAGAGUCAAGAGUCGCUUUAGCCACCGCUACGUGUAUCUCGCUCCACCCAAAUCUCUGCCGGCAUUCUGGCAGAUUUGUCGCCAAGGCCUUAUGAUUGACAAACCUGAUGUCGAGGGCGAAGAGGUCAGGCUGACAGACUUGCAGGAGCUCUACAAGCAACGGCAAUUCCAACAGUUGUUACAAUAUCAUUACUUUACAACAAAGUCUGCGGCGGCGUUCUUUACGGAAUGGAUAUCGCCUCUUGCUUCGCUCUCGUCAAGGAACCUUGCAAUGAACAGCCCGACUGCAUCGUCACCGACGACUUCGUUGGCUCCCCCGGACUCACGGCUGCAAUUGUUGUCCACCUUGUCGUAUCUUGAGCUGGGACUACUCAUCGCCGCGGCGAGAUUAGACAUUGUGGCGCACACGGACACGGUCAAUUUCGCCAUGGCAUACGACGAGUACAGCUCGCUGGUUGGCAAACAACGGGUCCAAUCGUCGACUGCGGGGAUGCUGGCCAUGGGCGGCAGCGCGAGGGUAUGGAGCCGUGGUGUUGCAGGAGUGGCAUGGGAGAGGUUAAUUGCACUGGGAUUGUUGGUGCCUGCUGGAAUCGGCGGCAGCAGGUCCCUUGGACACGGAGGGCUGGACAGCAAAAUGUGGAAAGUUGAUGUUGUGCUGGAGGAGAUUCCGACAGCAGUCAAGCUGAGCGCGACGCUGGCAAGAUGGUGCCGGGAGAUAUGA